AUGGCGACGACAAUGAAAGCCGUCGUGAUCCACGAGGCAGGCGGGCCCGAAGUUCUCAAGAUCGAACAACUUCCAAUCCCGAACCCUCAGCAGGACGAGGUGCUCAUCCACGUCAAGGCCUUCGGUCUCAACCGAUCGGAACUCUUCACUCGCCAGGGAUACAGUCCCAGCGUCAAAUUUCCCCGCGUGUUGGGGAUAGAGGCGGCCGGGGUUGUUGAAAAGUGCCCCAGCGGCAGAUUUAAGAUCGGACAAAAGGUUGCCACUGCGAUGGGAGGCAUGGGUCGCGACUUCAAUGGCGGAUAUGCCGAGUACACCUGCGUCAAGGCGGACAACACGCAAGGGCUCGACACAGAUCUGGAUUGGACGAUCGUGGGCGCCGUGCCGGAAAUGCUGCAGACGAGUUAUGGGUGUCUAUUCAAAGCCCUCAAACUUAGGAGCGAGGAUCGUCUGCUCAUUCGCGGCGGCACGACGUCCGUUGGGUUGGCGGCGGCGGCCAUUGCGAAGAACCAUGGCUGCUUUGUUGCAGGUACCACAAGGAAUGCUGCAAAAGCCACGGCUGAACUGAUGCACAAGAGUGGAGUUGAUCAGGUCAUUAUCGAUGAUGGCCAAGUCGCUGAGCAGGUCAAGGACAAGAAGUUUGACAAGGUCUUGGAAUUAGUAGGGACAUCCACUCUGAAGGAUUCCUUGCGGUGUGCGGUCGCAGGUGGGAUUGUGUGUAUGGCGGGCAUUGUUGGAAAUAGCUGGACCAUGAAGGACGUCUCUCCGAUGGAGCUAAUUCCGCAUACCGUCUGCCUGACAGUUUAUUCUGGUGGUCCAGCUGAGUUCAAAGAGACUCCUCUCAACGACUUGCUCAAGCAGAUCGAGGCAGGGACCUUGCCAGUCCAGAUCGGAAAAGUGUUCAAGUUGGAUGACAUCGUCGAAGCACAUGAUACCAUGGAGAAGAAUCUCGCUCGUGGCAAAAUUGUGAUCUUGACAGGGUAA
Molecule: messenger RNA, 981 nt
Organism: Cladophialophora psammophila CBS 110553
Lineage: Eukaryota; Fungi; Ascomycota; Eurotiomycetes; Chaetothyriales; Herpotrichiellaceae
Product: oxidoreductase
Exons: 2
Coding region: 1-981 (326 amino acids)
Molecular function (GO): oxidoreductase activity
Source: RefSeq, a predicted model, not a curated record